GGAAGACGAUGAGUUGGAAGAUGUAUAAAGAGGAGGCCCUCUUGCUGUUGCCAUUUGAUGUGAUUCAAUGCUCUGCAGUCACAACAGCAAACACCGACAUUCUCACUGAAGCAUCAUCAACUCCCUGAUUUUGAAGUCCUACUGUCAUCGGAAUUGACCCGCCUUCAUUCUCGACACAAGCCCCGACUCCCAAUCGGGUAGCUUCACCGACUCGCACUUUAUUACGCACGGUCACCGGCACAAUACAGUGCCUGAGUGCAUAGCAGCAAUGGCGUCCAUCAUGUCCCGCCAGGCCCUCCUUCGCAUUUCAGUGAGGGCCCCUCACAUGAUCAAGAGAUCAAGCAACCGUGCGGCCGCUGCAACUAUCCCACAGAAACAUGGACACGGCCGCGCGUUUUCAUCCACAGCGAGGACCCCCGCCAUGGGCCAGCAGCAGCAGCAGGUCGGCCGCAGUGGUGGCAUGCCUUCGGGAGAGGCCACCGAGAUUCCGGCUUUCAGCCUCAAGCAACUGAGCCCGAGCCCGCGGAUGCGCUACGCCAUAGUCGCCCUCCUCCUGACGACGGGGUUCCUGGAGGGCGCGUCCUGGGUCUACUUUUGGCCCAAGGUCUCUGGCAGCGCGGAGGGGGAGAAGGAAGACAAGUGAUCCUGGCUUUAUUGGGGAAGAAAUAUGAGGGUCUUGGAUCCCCACUACGAUCAUGUGUGCGAUGGGGGUCGGGAUGCUACUGUGUACUGCCGUGCUGACGGGAAUGCGUGCUGACGAGAAUGUAGCGGUGUCUUGGCCUUUUUUUUUCUUUUGUUCUGUCUUUCAGGGAGGUUGAACGCCCGCUGUUUAAAGUAUUUUGUGCCAGGGUAUUUGGCUAGGUUUGAUGCGCCUGAGCAUGAAGAUGCCGGCGUCGUUACCAGGUAGACGGAAUAGCAACACGCCACUCCCACGUGUGGAUUAGGCUCUAUCCAUAUAUACUGGGAAUCUCUCAAGCUUUGCAUGC
Gaeumannomyces tritici R3-111a-1 is the source of this 986-nucleotide messenger RNA. RefSeq lists its product as hypothetical. The transcript has a single exon. The record is from RefSeq and is a predicted model, not a curated record. The coding region runs from base 269 to 643 and encodes 124 amino acids. Lineage: Eukaryota; Fungi; Ascomycota; Sordariomycetes; Magnaporthales; Magnaporthaceae.